Molecule: messenger RNA, 2312 nt
Organism: Harmonia axyridis
Lineage: Eukaryota; Metazoa; Arthropoda; Insecta; Coleoptera; Coccinellidae
Gene: Cyp4aa1
Product: probable cytochrome P450 4aa1
Exons: 10
Coding region: 567-2018 (483 amino acids)
Molecular function (GO): monooxygenase activity; iron ion binding; heme binding
Source: RefSeq, a predicted model, not a curated record
UGCAUUGAUAUUUUUCAAAUAUUCUCUUGAAAAAGGUGACCUAUCAUUUUUCCACUAAUGAAAUUACUAUGAGCUGGAAAAUAAAUUAAUGAAGUAGGUAUUUGUUGAGUUGUAAUGUUCUUAUUAAGUAGCAGUUGAUGAAAGUGAAGGCGAUGUCGCUUUUAUUCUCCGAAGAAAUAUGGGUACUUUUGCUAGAAACGGCACUAAUGAUUUGAAACACUUUGGGAUGUUUCUCUCUUGAAUACAUCUGCCUGUCUGAUGAGUGCUACCAUUCAGUAAAGGUACUUAAUGCUGUUCACGUGAGGAAUAUUCGUGCUUAGCAACUUCAAUUGGCGAUUUGUUAUUUUCCUGAUUUCAUACCGAAGACGAUUCAAUCUUCGUAUUCCUAUUUUUUUCCUGUUAACCAAGGCUGAACGGCUGCAGAAUAUGUUAGGUAACGUAGUGGUAGAAGUGUUGAUUUUGUGCAGGUAUAUUGUUGCGUGAUUUACUGUCGAAGAAUCUGCGAGAUCUGAAGUGAAAAAAAAAAACUAUCUGCUCACCUACUGUCUGAGGAGUUAGAUGAGAAAAUGGUAUUGAAACUCCAUGAAUAUAUCCUCACAACGUUUUAUUUUCUAUUUCUUCUUUAUUGCUUAUGGAAGUUGAGGAACUACUUUAGAGCCGUUCUUUUAGCUCUCCAUCUUCCAGGACCUUUCGCCUAUCCUAUCAUAGGAAAUGCAUUGACUGUAAGAGACAAUAGAAAAUUGGAGUAUUUGGGCAAUAACUCUUACAGAUUGUUUGGCCCAAUUUUCCGGUGUUGGAUUUCCAUCGUUCCCUUCUUCUUUGUAACGGACCCAGCCCAUCUGCAGACAUUGUUGAGUAAUGGUCGUUUAACCAAGAAGAACAUGUUCUAUUCCUUGCUGCAUAAUUUCAUAGGUGAAGGUCUCAUCACAAAUAAUGGUGAAAAAUGGAAACUGCAUCGUAAACUGAUUCAACCUUACUUUCACAUCAACGUGCUAGAGAAUUUCAUUCCGAUAUUUGCAGAAACCUCCAGAGAUUUAGCAACAAACUUCAAGGAUAUAACUGAAGUGAAUAUAACAACAUUUAUAAAUGAUUGGGUGUUGGAUACACUUCAUAGAACAGUUUUGGGAAUAAGGAUGUCAGACGAUUCUCCUUUCAGAAAGGGAGAACUUAUUGUGCCCUACAGGAUUUCAAGACCGUGGAUGUUGAUUGACUUCAUCUUCAAUUUAACUAAAAGUGCGGACCAGGAACAGAAACAAAGGUCCAACCUACACGAAUUCACGAAAAAGCUAUUGUACAGUCGAAGAAACCAAGAAAUAUCAUCAUCAAUCAAAUUCGUCUCACUCAUGGAGAUAUUCAUGAAUUUAUCUGAGGCAAACACGGACUUCUCUGAGCAAGAUGUUAUAGACGAAACAUGUACCUUCAUGUUGGCAGGGCAAGAUUCUGUUGGAGCAGCAACAGCUUUCACGUUGCAUUUUCUGGCCAAACAUGAAGAUAUUCAGAGAAAAGUUUACGAAGAACAAGUUAGAAUUUUUGAGAAUGAUACUAGAUUAGUAACCACCAACGAUUUGAAUGAAAUGAGAUAUCUGGAACAGUGUAUCAAAGAAACAAUGAGGCUUUGUCCAAGUGUCCCAAUUGUGUGUAGAAAACUCAACGAGGAUCUUAGGUUGGGAAAUUAUGUUCUGCCUGGUGGAACAAACAUAUUCAUUUCACCUUUCAUCACCCAUAGACUAGAACAUUUGUAUCCAGAACCGCAAAAGUACGAUCCUGAUAGAUUUUCUGCAGAAAAUUGCCACAAAAUUCACCCCUAUGGAUAUAUACCUUUCAGUGCAGGACCAAGGAAUUGUAUAGGUUACAAAUUCGCUAUGUUGGAAAUGAAAGCUGCUAUUUCUGCGAUUAUGAGAGAGUACCAACUCAGUUUGGUACCAGGUAAAGAGGAAACAAUCUUCUCUUAUCGCAUCACCUUGAGAUGUAAAGGAGGUAUUUGGAUCAGACUUACGAGAAGAGACAAGGAUCUGUGAUCAUGAUUAUCUACGCAUUUUUACUGAAGUUGAUAUAUUUUUAAUUGCUCAAAAUACUUCGAAUUAUAUAGUACCAAAAUAUACCAUUAGAGAUUAGUUGAAUCUUAAGAUUUAUAGAGUUUUCUAAAAUGAAUGGAAAACACUUUAUAGACUUAAUCGUUAAGUUCUGAUAAGGGUUCCUCGAAACUUAUUGUAUUAUUUUUUACUAAUUUUAAGUGAAAACUGAUGUUAUUGUAGAUAAGAAUUAAUGUGAUAUUUUUAUGCUUUAUUAAAAUAAAUAUGAAAUGAAACUCC